AUGUUGGAUGCGGCAGAAGUUGCAAAGCACAAUUCCCGACAUUCAUGCUGGGUGAUCAUCUCCAAUAAUGUGUACGACGUGACAGACUUUCUUGCAGACCAUCCUGGAGGCCCCGGGGUGAUUCUGAGAUAUGCUGGAAAGGACGCGACUGAGGAAUACGAACCAAUCCACCCGUCUGGGACUCUCCAGCGACAUCUCCCUGCAGACAAACAUCUCGGUCCUGUGGACCCUUCCACCUUGAGCGCGCAACCCACUAGAGACAGCAAUUCCGCUCCCGACAAUAAAUCCUCUCCGAGUCUGUCGUCCAUCCCACAUAUUUCCAUGUGUCAGAACCUCGACGACAUUGAAUCCGCAGCACGCCAGAAACUGACGCGCAAGGCCUGGGUCUACUAUGACUCUGCCGCCGAGACUCUGGAGUCGUUCCACACCAACCGCCGCGACUGGGCCAAGAUUUCGUUCCGGCCACGCGUGCUGCGUAACGUCGCGCGGGUGAGUAUGAAGCGUCGCAUCCUGGGCCACGACGCAGACUUGCCAUUCUUCAUUUCGCCCGCGGCCAUGGCCAAGCUGGGCCAUCCGGACGGCGAACUCUGCUUGGCACGGGGCGCGGCGGAGAGGAAUAUCGUCUACUGCUCAAGUACGUACAGCUCGGUGGCGCACGACGAGCUGGCGCCCUGCUUUGACCGGCGCGAGGGGAGGGGCGCGUUGAGUUUCCAGCUCUACGUGCCGAAGAAGAAAGAGGAAGCGAAGAAGCUGAUCGACAUGGCCAAGAGGCUGGGGUGUAAGAGUCUGGUCAUUACAGUGGACACGCCCGUCGUGGGAAGGAGAGAGGAAGACGACAGAUAUAAAGCUGAGAUUGAGGUGCAGGAAGGGCGAGAAGUCCCUAGGACGACGAGCGUGGCGGACGGCGAAGAAGCGCCGAUCCUAAGAGGUUAUCAUUCCUCUACGGUCGACUGGGAGGAUAUCCACUGGAUGAGAAAGGAAUGGGGAAACGAACGAGGACCCGUGGCCCUCAAGGGGAUCCAGACCGCUGAAGAUGCCUAUCUCGCGUCCUUGAGCGGCGUGGAAGCCAUCUACCUGAGCAAUCAUGGUGGGAGGCAGCUGGACUUUGCACCGAGUGCGAUCAGGACGUUGUUGGAGAUCCGGAAGUUCUACCCUCAGGUGCUAGAGACAGUCGACGUCUACCUUGACGGGGGUGUGCGACGAGGCACAGAUAUCCUGAAAGCCUUGUGUCUGGGCGCGAAGGGUGUCGGUCUCGGAAGGCCGUUUCUUUACGGGUCGAGCGCUUAUGGGACAGACGGGGUGCUCAAAGUGAUUGAGAUGCUGAGUGAUGAGAUCGAGACGACGAUGCGAUUGUUGGGAGUGACCGAGUUGAGCCAGCUCGAUCCACAUUGUAUCAACUACACUGCUCUGGAAAGGGACCUGCCCCAAGAAGUGAGAGCGGUGCAGACGGGGAGGCAAUUCAAGCUCUAA
This is a messenger RNA of Fonsecaea nubica, 1470 nucleotides long. RefSeq lists its product as hypothetical. NCBI's taxonomy places the organism in Eukaryota, Fungi, Ascomycota, Eurotiomycetes, Chaetothyriales, Herpotrichiellaceae. Bases 1 to 1470 code for a protein of 489 amino acids. The record is from RefSeq and is a predicted model, not a curated record. Gene Ontology annotation, molecular function: oxidoreductase activity; heme binding. The transcript is spliced from 4 exons.